Molecule: messenger RNA, 675 nt
Organism: Physcomitrium patens
Lineage: Eukaryota; Viridiplantae; Streptophyta; Bryopsida; Funariales; Funariaceae
Source: RefSeq, a predicted model, not a curated record
AUGGGAAGUCCUGAGGGAAGUGGCAGGGACAAAUACUUGUUCAAGAGACGGAAGAGCGAGAGCUCACAUUAUUUGAAAUCUUGCGACUGGGAUGACGGAGAGGGCCACGAGGAGGACCUCAAGAAGUCAAAGAAGAGUAGCAAGGGCGAUCGGGAAAGAGACAAUGCAUGGGUGAAAGACAGGGAGAACGAGAGGGACAGGGAUAGGAGAGGGAGCAAGACCGGGGGGGACAGACACGAGGAGAGAGCGGAGAGAGCGGAGAGAGACGAUCGGGAACUCGUGGAAUCCCGAGCAGUGGGCAAUAAGAGACAGAAUCCGUCGGAGAGGGUAAGCAAGGAAAACGAAGUUGUUCUUAUUCAAGAAGCGAAGAUGAGUGGAGGAGCUGAUCAUGGCGCCGACUUCGCUAAGAGAAUAGUUCGGAAGCAUGACAGGUUCCAUGAGUUGGACGACGAGAACUUGCGGAAAUGUGACCCGCGUAUGGCAAAAUCACGGGAUAAGGAAAGAAGCAGCAGAAGAGAAACUCCGGCCGACAAAGGUGACGACGGUGAAGAUGAGAAAUACGGCAGGAGUGACUCUAGGACGACAAGAGCUGCUGCGCGCAUCAACUCGCAAGAAGACGAGAAAAGAACUCCGGAUUGGGGAAUCGCAAGGAGAGAGACGGGAGCGAUAUGUUGA